AUGGGUCAUAAACAUUUAGAUAAAUUAACAGGCUUGUUUGGCUUGUUGUUUGCCGGUGCCAUUGCAGGUUUGAAUGCCUACUCAUUCGAAAACAAUACAGUAUGGUAUGAAAUUGGUAUUACUACUGCCCUCGAUGUCAUUUUCUCUUUCACAAGAGGAGGAUUGACCAAUGCCAUGUCCGACUCUCAUUGGGACAACUCUAAAACCAAACAAACUCUUUAUAUUUCAUUUGGUUUUGUAAUUGUAUCUUUUGUAUUUGCUGUUUUGGUAUUUUUAAUUUGUAUUAUUGGAUUCAUUAGAAAAGUUAGCAGAGCUGCCAAGAAGUUUGUUCUUGCUUCAUGUAUUCUAGUCUUUGUAUCGAAUGUCUUUGCUUUAUUGUUAUUCUUGAUGAUUAAUCGUGCAUUCUGUGAUGAUUUAACCGAUGGUAUCAUUUCAAGUAACUUUGCCAAUGAGAUUCAAAAGACAAAGAUUUGCUCCGACUUUAGAGGUCACUACAGUGGAUUCGGUUACAACAUCUAUUGGAAACCAGAAGCCGGUUGGAUCUGCGAGUUGGUUGCCACCAUCCUCAGUAUCUUCCUCAUCAUCGUUGGAUCAAGAAUCUUACAUGCCAAGAAGCAUGGAUAUCAAGUCAUUAGAUAA
Molecule: messenger RNA, 639 nt
Organism: Heterostelium album PN500
Lineage: Eukaryota; Evosea; Eumycetozoa; Acytosteliales; Acytosteliaceae
Exons: 3
Coding region: 1-639 (212 amino acids)
Source: RefSeq, a predicted model, not a curated record